AUGCAAAUAAACCAAGAGGAAUAUCUAGAGAUCAAGGAAGAUAAUAUUGGCUUCACUGAUGAUAAUAGAAAAGAUCCAUCACAACUUGAAUAAGUCAUCUUUAGCUCAGAGAAAAAGCAAUCUCCAAAGAAUAAUUUUCUAAAUCUUUCUUCCAAGCAAAGCUCAUCAUUCAGAGACAUGAACAGCGGGUUCUCAAUUGGUAAAAUGAGGCAAGAAACCAGAAUGAGCAGAGAGCAUAAACACAAUUGGAGAUAAAUGCUAACUCCCCACUAGAUGAAUGACAUUUCUUAAAAUGACUACAAUACUAAUAGAGAUAUAACUAGGCCUUCAUAAUCCCCUAUUCAGAGAAUAUUGGGUACAGAUUAAAGUAGCAGUAAAGGAGAAGAGUUUUAGACUCAUGAUUUAUCAGACGGAGGAUGCUUUGUAGGAGAGGGCCUUAACAAUAUGAAAUCUUUUAAGUCUGAGGAAGAGGAACUAAAGGACUCUAUAAUUUCAUACAGAAUCAUGAACUCUUAACGCAAUGUGAUGUCCAUCAAUUCAAAUUUGAGAUCAAUGCUUCAAACUCUAAAAGGCAAUGAAUUGCAGUUCUUUCAAGAUCUUGAACGAAAGUAUUUUUAAAAUGCCUAGAAAAGAGACAAUUCAAGUUCACCUUCUCUUCAAUCUAACUUACAGCAUUCUGAUUCUAACAUUAUUGAUCAGAUCGAAGGUAUUUCUUAAGCAAGCGAAUCAAGAUCUUUUAUUGAGAGAUAAGGCUAGAAUACCAGUAGAUUCUAGGAUCAGGAGAGCGCUAAUGAGAUUCAAGAUAGAGAUUAAGAGAGACAUGAGAAAUAUGGUGUUCAGUUCAAUCUGUAAAACUACUUUAAGGAGUUUAAUGAUCAAAAAUAGCAACAAAAGUUGAAUUUACUUCAAUAGAAUUCUCAAUAUCAAGGAUCUAUAAGAGAGGAGGAUCAAGAUUCAAAUUAAUAUGAAGGAUCACCAUUGAUGUCAGAAUUUAAUCUCUCUCCAGGCAUAGCCAGAAGAAGAUUUGAUGAUAGAAAUCUCAGUCCCCCACUUACGAGCCAAAUAUUUCAAAGUAGUGAUUCCAGUAAUCCUGUUUUAAUUAGCAACUAAGACACUCUAGGCACAAAUAGUUAAGUUCAACCCUCUUAGUCACUUAAUCAGCAUAAGUAAUAAUUAAACAUAGAUUUGGAGUAGUUAAAAAAAGAUUAUGAAUAAAAUUUGAAGGCAUCUGAGGAGCUUCAUAAAUAGUAAGUGACUAUGGUUGAAGAAGAUGUGCUUUAAACUUAUAGAAAUAAUUGUGAGAUGGCUAGACAAUUUGUCCAUUCUACUAAUUAGUAAUAAACUAGCAAAUCCUUUAAUUCAUAAGUUGAAAACAACAAUUUUAUAAUUCUUAGCAAAUCAGAAUCAAGCAGAAAUAACACUCCUGAUGUUUAUUAAACUGCAAAAUGGAAUAAUAUUGCUCAGAUUGGUGAAAGUUUUUAAAAUACAAUUAACAAUCAUAACAAUCUCAAGGAAUCCCAGACAAAGUAGAUCGUUGAGAGUUAACUUUCAAACAAUGAAAAGAUUAUAUUUGAUCAUAGAUAAUUAGAGAGCUAGAGAAGUUCAAACUAUCAAAGCACUGGAAGUCGAAAUGGCAAUGGCCAGCAAGUAAUUAGCUUUAAUCAGUCUAGUUCAAAUAGAAAUAUAUAUCUUUUUGAAGAGAAUGUAGAACUUAAAAAUUACUUGAAGAGAGCUUAUUAAUGUGUUGUAAAGUUUCUUAAUUGCACCGACUAAUCUAAACUAAAUUCUGACAUGAUUAAUGAGCUUUAAAUAUUUGCAGAGUUAGAACAGAGGAAAAAAGAUUGGAUAUUCGAAAAUUAAUAAAAGCAUUUCAAUCAAUAAAAUCUUCUAAACAUCAGAGAAGGCUAAGAGUAUGAAUCAUCUUAAGAAUCUUAGAAAUAGUUUCUAACUAAGUCAUCAAACGAGGGAUAAUAAAUGCAGAGAUAGUAAAAUAAAGAAAAUCAUAGCAAUUCAAGAAAUCAUUAGCAUAAUUUUAGCCAUCCAGUUCAAAGUCUAUCAAGAAAAGAAAAGGAUCAAGGAAUGCUAAACAAUCAAAUUCAGACCUAUGAAAUUUAAUCACAGUAGCAUGAUUCAAAUAACAAUAAUACACCUCAGUAACAGUUUUAUGAGGUCUAGAGUAUAAAUGAAGAAUCUCAAGCCAGCUCAAUCAAAUCUAACUUAUCAGGAAUAAAGCAGAACUUAAAAGAAACCAAAAAGAGCCUACUUCAAGCUAAAAAAUUGCUGUUUUAGGAGAAAUGUAUUAAUAUCGACCACGAAAAAUAAAUAUAAGAUCUACAUUCAUAGAUGGACAAUAUUAAAUCAUAGGUUAAGCAGCUAGAACAGUAAAGUUUCUAGCAAGUUAAUCAUCCAAUGAGUUAUAUGCAAUCCUAGGAUUACUCAAAUUACAUUAAUGGCUUUAAUAGAUAGAACUUUAUGAGUGGGAUAUAUUCCCCAAUGAAUUAAAUGUAAACUACAUAAUGCAGCAAUUGCCAAAAAUCUACUUAGUGUACAAAUUAAAAAAGUGUUAGUUUCCCAUACAGUCCAAUCUUUAUGGGUACUUUUAGCAAAAAUGCAAGCACCUUGAAUAAGAAAUAAAAAAGGUCUAAAUUUUCUUAGGAUGACUCAUUUUUGACUUAGAAAGAUGAUUCUAGGAAUGAGGAGAAUGAGUACUCCUUUUUAAAAGAUGAGGCUGAAUUAUUAAUGUCAGAAAAGUCUAAAUAAAAGACAUUAACUCUUUAAAGUCCCACUCAUUUUAGACAUGAUACAUUCUAAAUGCCAAACUUUAGUGAUAAAAAGUCUGAAUACACUGAGACAAAGUUAAAAGAUUUGGAAUCUGUAAAUACCAAGUUAAAGCAGUAAAUUGAAGAUAAUAUUAGAACAUUCACAACUAUUCAGUAAUAACUAGAUGAUAAAGAAUGUGAGCUGAAAAAAUGUUUUGACCUAAUAACUUAGCAAAAGUCACAAAUUUAAACUCUAAAAACUUAAUUGAAAUCUACCAAUAACUCUCUUUAGUGUCUCAUUGAGAACUAAAAGUAAUAAGAGGACCUUCUACUUGAGCAGAUCCAGAAAUUCAAUCACGGCUAGGAGGAGUUAGUGACUAUUAAACAGCAUUAUCAUGAUUGCAGAAAUCAGCUUGAGUAUUUCAAGAGCAGAUAUGAGUCUUUCACUAGAGAAGCUCAAAAUUAAUCUAGAAAUAGUUCGACUUGCACCCUUGUUUAGCACAGUAGUGAGAAAAAACCAAUGAAUCAGGGAAGUCAUCACUAUCUUUUGAUGACGCCUUCAGAGUAAAAAAUGAUAAUCACUAACAAUCUAAGCACCAAGGCUUAAACUAAGGAAUAGUAAAACUCAUAUUCUUAUAACUAGAAUGACUCUCAAAGAGAUCUACUAAACAACCACAUUAUAAGUGAAAGAUCAUCGAAGGCGGGAAGUAUGUUUUUAAAUUCAGUCAACAGAGCUCCAGGGACCAUUCAUCAUUAAAAGCGAAACACAGCCAGUUUUAGUUCUCCUAGUGAAUUCUAGCCAGGUGCUAAUGGUUACGAUGAAUAUGAGGCAAUUGUGGUUACUGAUGGAGACUGUGAAAAUGAAUAUUAGAGCGAGAGUAUCAGAAAAUUCUAGGAAAUAAGAAACAAAGUCAAUGCUAAAUUUGGAUAGAUAAGUCAGUUAAUUUAAGAUAAACACCAAUCAAAUGACAUGCAUUAUCUGAGAAAUUAAGAUUACUAGCUUCAGCAAUAUCAAGAUGAUUAGAAUAGGCAAAGUAAUAUAAUGGUUGACGGGGUUCAAUCAUAGCUCAGAGUAUUAUCAGCAACUGAUCUUGAAUUUUUCAACAGCAUUACCUAAAAUCAAAUGUUGAGGGAAAUUCCAAGCUCAAGAUAAAGUCAAGGAUUCAGUACUGGAUCGCAAGGUAUAAAAAUGAGCAACCGAAGGUCGCCAACUGUGAUAGUGCAUGAUCAAUACAGUGACAAGGAAAAUCUUAGCAAUGCUAUGUACUAUGAAGGGAGACUCCAAAAUAGUAGUCUCUUAAAAUAUUCAGGGGAUACAUUUGUAUGA
Molecule: messenger RNA, 4086 nt
Organism: Stylonychia lemnae
Lineage: Eukaryota; Ciliophora; Spirotrichea; Sporadotrichida; Oxytrichidae
Source: the annotation of a GenBank genome assembly